AUGUCGAAACAACCGCCGGCUGUGGGGAAAAAGCCCGAGGGGCUCAAAACGGAGGUUGCGGCGUCCAAAAUCGAGAAAUCAAAGCCCGAAAUCCCCCCAAAGCCAGGAAAAAAGCCACCGAAACCGCUGCCAAAGCCCGAAACUGCCAACAAACAGGAACAGACGAGCCCACAAAGACCAAAAGUGGCGGCCAAGCCGGUCCACCUAAGCGGAACGUUGCGCGAUCUCCAAAUCGCCCCGACGAUCGAGAAGACGGACCCAAUCUCACCCAAACAACACGUGCACAGAACAGGUCCUCCAGACACCCCAAAACGAGACUUUCUGAAACCACAACCGCCACCAUCGCGCGAGCAGUCACGGGAGCGAGGCAACAUCCAGCUGGACAACUCCCACGACCAAUUGGGACCCCGUGACCCCACCACACCGCUCAGAUCACCUACCCGAAGCCCAGCAAGAAGCCCGGCCCCUCCACCACCAAGAUCUCGCGACGUGAGUAGAGCACGUGAUCUCGCGACAGGUUCGGGACCCUCGUCACGUGAUGUCUCGAUGUCUAGUGACUCGAAAUCCUCCUCAAACUCCGAUCUCGGAGGGCCGCUGUUGCUGCCGCCGGGAGCAAGAGAAGGAGCUGUGGCUCCGAUAACUGCUUCUACACCUGCAAAGUCACGUGAAGUGUCGGAAACCCUGUCACGUGAAAACAUGGUGCGUGAUGACUCGCCUCGAGGAAGAGUAGUUACACCCCACGUGACCAAACGAGAGGGAGCUAUUGCGCCUUCAUCUUCGCGGGUCCCGUCAAUUGUGGAACCCCAGUCUCCCUUGACAGUCAGAAAAUCACGCGACACCCACGUGACCACACCCGAGCAGAUCCGAACGUCCAAUCACGUUAGCCAAUACACGCCCCCAGCUCCGGCUGAUCGGGUGGCCUCGUCUUCAUCAUCUUCUUCGACUUACACACCUCCGGCGCCUCCGAAAUCGCAUAUACCCAAUUUGGAGUCGCCUAGUAUUUCUCGAGACUCUUCUGUUGUGCCAAUGACUGUUUCGCGUGAUUGCUCUGUGACUCCGGUUGCAGUUACACGUGAAUCCGUCGCUCCUGCACCUGUGGUUGUUUCACGAGAAAGUGCAGCUCCUCCUAUUCGAGAGUCAUCAACGCCUCCGGUGGCAGCAGCAAAUGAUCCACAAUCUGCUCCUCCUGCAAUUACCCCAGCUGCCGUGGUGCGUGAUCCUCCAGCUUCUGUAGGGUCCCCAGCUCCUGGGGUAGCUCCAACAGUAGCUACACAUCCGCCGCCUCCCACACGUGACGUUGCGUCUUCGUCAUCUGGAUCUCGUGAUUCUGUGACUUCUCGUGAUUCAACUGUCGCUCCCUCUGCUCGGAAACCUCUACCAGACCCUUCGUCGUUUGCCGCCCCUCCUGUUCAUCAUGCGGUGGUUUCCAGACGAGAAGAGUUGAAGAGAGAGGAAGCUCAGAGCCAUAUCCCUGUUUCUGCCUCGUCUGGCGCCCCUCCUGCACUUCCUAAAAGACGAGAAACAUUCAAUGAUGCAAUGGAACCACGAGAUAUGGAUUAUCCCCCUCCUCCUCGACGAGCUACAGAGUCUUCCAGCGCUCCCCGCUUCUCCCGUCAGUCUAGUUCUGCGAGUAUUGACUCACGUGAGCCCUUGUACAAGGACCGGCAUGGAUCUACAGCUUCUGUGGAUCACUUGAGACACGCUGAUAGGCCCAGACAAGGGUCGAGUGCAUCUCUUGCGUCCAUGGAACGUCCGAGACAGGACUCUGCGACCGCUGAGAACAGCGACGGUAUGUACAGCUCCAAGUCUGUUCUCAAUAGUCAUUUGGAGCCUCCUCCAACUCGUCAGACUGUCAUGACUUCUGAGACAGGGGAGUUGGACAAUGAACUUAACCCUUCUGCCGCCAUUGACGGUUACCAGGAUUACCCCGACUCUUCUAACGUCAAUAGAAAGCCCCCUGUUAACCCCAGACGUGCCCAGUGCUCUCUCAAGCAUGAUGUCAAGUGUAUGGACUGCAACGACGAGUAUCUGGUGGCUUGCAGCAGUGGUUACACGUUUGUCCUCAGUGCAGACAGUCUUGAACUGUUGUUUUCCGAGCCCCAUAAUGAUCUCAAGAUCCAUACUGUCAAAGUCACUUCUACCAACCACGCGAUUCUCGGGUUCAAGGAGGGAGAGCUUUGGGAGGUUGAUCUGGACGACGGCACUGUAUCUGUUAAGAGAUCCACUUCUCACAGCACUCCCGUAGUGCUUAUUCACGAAUCUCCUAACGGUCUGUAUACACUUUCUGAGGACGGCAGAAUUUGUGUGUGGCCUGGAGACGAUGAGUCACCUUUGUGUGGCACACCCAGGCAGCAUAAGCUCUCGUUUGGUUUCAUCCGUCAGGCAGUGGGAGUUCAGGAUACCAUUUGGGUCGGCAAGAGCCGAAAUGCAUUUGUGUUCCAUGAGUCUAUGAACUUCAUGAAUCCUUUGGUUGUGUCCAGCACUGUUCCUGGCAACCGACCCAGUCUGGACUUCUCAUGCAUCUUUUAUGAUGCUGGAAACGUGUAUUUUGGUCAUGAGAACGGAAAUAUCACCGUCUUUAGCACUGCCACGACCCAGGUGGUUGCCCAGAAGUUUGUUUCGCCCUCUUGUCCGCAGACGGUCUAUUGCAACAAUGGAAUGCUUUGGAUCGGGUUCAAGAACGGUUCAAUUCAGAUUGUCAACGUGCGAGAACCGCAGUGGAAGAUCAUCAAGUCAUUUGAGGGUCAUCAGUCAGGAGUUUCCGGAAUUGUUGGCAGUUACAAGGCUGUGACGUCUUUUGGAAGUUCUCCCAACCUCAGAUUUUGGGAUGCUACUCUUCGGGAGUUCUGGGAAGAUGACUUUAUGUCUCAGCGACAGGAGGAGUAUUGUGACUACCACAAUCUUUCUGUGGCUGUGAUUACCUGGAACUGUGGAGCUCUGAAGCCGUCACAAAUGCAGAGAGCGAAGAAAAACGACAAGUACUGGAUCGAUCAGGUUCUGGAGGAUGCAGAUUACCCCGAUAUUGUUGUGUUUGGGUUCCAGGAGCUGGUUGAGUUAUCAGAUAAGGGUCUUUCGGCCAAGGCUCUACUUGGAUUGCAUAAGAAAGAUGACAUUUCGGACCAGUACCAGCUGUGGGAAGAUGAGUUGUGCCACCUGAUGGGCAAGGAGUACCGACGAGUGAAGAGCCAUUAUCUUGUUGGUCUUUUUUCAAUCGUGUUUUCACGUGACGACCUACGCUUGGGUCACGUGCAAUGUGGAGAAGUCAAGACCGGCCUUGGCGGCUACCACGGCAACAAGGGAGCUGUGUGCAUUCGAUUCACUAUUGCCGACUCGUCCUUGUGUUUUGUGAACGUUCAUCUUGCCGCCGGUCAGUCCAAGGUGUCUGAUCGAGUCAAGGACUUGGAGAGCUGUUUCAGCAAGGAACUUUUCAAGAAGGAUUCUUCACGUGAUGAAGAUGGAACACGGGUGUAUAUCAAUGGGGGUGACGGUGCUCUUAUUGGUGACCACGAGAAUCUGUUUAUUCUGGGCGACAUGAACUUCCGGGUCAACCAGCAUCCCAAGCUGGCUGCUCAGCACGUCAACAACAACCGGCUGGAGAAGUUGCUUCUCAGCGACCAGCUGACGAUCCAGAUGAAGAAGAACAUUUCUUUCCCUCUCAGAUCGUUCGCCGAGCAUGAGAUUUCCUUCGCGCCUACCUACAAGUUUGAUGUGGGCACUGACACAUACGACUCUAGUGAAAAGAAGCGAGUUCCUUCGUGGUGCGACAGGAUCUUGUACAGGGGUCAUGUUGACUGUUUGAAGUACGAUUCUAAGGUGGUACGUCUGUCCGACCAUCGUCCUGUCAUUGGCCAGUUUGAUGUCAAGGUCAAGCGGAUUGAUGCUGAUAAGUACGAAAGGAUCAGAGCCGAGGUCAGGCAGGAGCUCGACAAGGCUGUAUAUUAA
Molecule: messenger RNA, 3942 nt
Organism: Yarrowia lipolytica CLIB122
Lineage: Eukaryota; Fungi; Ascomycota; Dipodascomycetes; Dipodascales
Biological process (GO): phosphatidylinositol dephosphorylation
Molecular function (GO): protein binding; phosphatidylinositol-4,5-bisphosphate 5-phosphatase activity
Source: RefSeq, a predicted model, not a curated record